Messenger RNA from Anguilla anguilla (European eel), 740 nucleotides. RefSeq names its product zinc finger protein GLIS1-like. The record is from RefSeq and is a predicted model, not a curated record. Lineage: Eukaryota; Metazoa; Chordata; Actinopteri; Anguilliformes; Anguillidae. The transcript has 3 exons. Bases 277 to 717 code for a protein of 146 amino acids.
UUCCUGUGCUAGUAAUUGGCGUACGCUUGUCUUUUGCACUUGCCAUAGUCUUAAUGGCCUGCUAAAUCACUUUGGAAGAGAGUAACUAAUAAAUAAAUGUCGUGUAAAUGUAGUGUUUUAUGGUCAAGGAACUUGUUUCGUGCCAGUGGCAAUGCUGUGAACUCACUGGACAAAGUGAUUUACUGGUGCUACGUGAUGAGAGCGCACUGCUGUGCGUUAGCGUGUGCUAACAGUGGUGAUUGAAUUUGCGCUGUAAACUGCCUUUUUCGUCCCAGGAUGGCUACCCCUCUCCUGUCCUCGAGGAUCAGCCCCGGUGCCCCCGCCCCGCCCCUGGACAAGCACAGCUCACACAGCGACCAGCAGCAGAUCCCCAGCCAGCACAAACCCUACACCCACUUCCAGGACCCGCCCGUACAUGAAGCAGGUUAUCAGGGCAGUUUCCAGAGCUGCUUCCAUUACAGAGAUAAUUACCGCAUGGAGCCGGUGGUCAGCGAUAUCCACGUACCGGUGGAUUCCCACUGCUUCAAUCCUCACCGGUCCAACGGCUAUGCCGUGAGGGACUCCAGCGGCAACACGGAGGGGUUCAGCUUGGUCCAGGACAUCCAGGCGGUGGGCGGCCAGGGCUUCUCCCCCAGCCCUGAGGAGAACGUCUUCUUCCAGGUGGGCGGCUUUGACCGCUGCCUGAGUCAGAUCUCCUCGGUCUACACCGAAUCGUGAGGGGGUUUGGGUUUUCGACACAC